This is a messenger RNA of Adineta steineri, 501 nucleotides long. Lineage: Eukaryota; Metazoa; Rotifera; Eurotatoria; Adinetida; Adinetidae. The record is from the annotation of a GenBank genome assembly.
AUGAGUAAUGAAAAUGAAUUAUCAGGCGGAACACGAGCUCAAAAUUUAUCAUUACCAAUUGAAUUAUCAGCAGAAAAAAUACAAGAUUUUCAAGCUGCCUUUAGUAUUAUGGAUGCACAAUCAAAAGGUUUUGUAGCAGCUGAUGAUAUUAAUCAAGUAGCACAAGCUGCAGAUAUGACGCUAGUAGAGAAUGAAGCACAAUUAUUGCUUGGAUCAGCUGAUGAAGAUCAUUCCGGUGGAAUUGAUAUGAGAGAAUUUAUAUCAAUUAUGACUACGCCUAUUAAUCAACAGGAUUUAGAAGAAGAACUUCGUGCGACUUUUCGAGUUUUUGAUAAAGAUGGUAAUGGUACAAUUAAUGCAAAUGAAUUGAAACGAUUUGUUCGUUUAUAUGAUACUGAAUUAACAGAAGAUGAAGCUGAUGAUAUGAUUAGUCAAGCUGAUCCAAAUAAAACCGGUUCAAUUAAUUAUGAUGAUUUCAUACAAUUUCUUCUUCAUACAUAA